Molecule: messenger RNA, 1372 nt
Organism: Pelobates fuscus (common spadefoot toad)
Lineage: Eukaryota; Metazoa; Chordata; Amphibia; Anura; Pelobatidae
Gene: PDX1
Product: pancreatic and duodenal homeobox 1
Exons: 2
Coding region: 78-881 (267 amino acids)
Biological process (GO): regulation of transcription by RNA polymerase II; type B pancreatic cell differentiation
Cellular component (GO): nucleus
Molecular function (GO): DNA-binding transcription factor activity, RNA polymerase II-specific; RNA polymerase II cis-regulatory region sequence-specific DNA binding
Source: RefSeq, a predicted model, not a curated record
ACCUGUCAACUAAGGCAGCAAGCUUCUUAGACAGGAACAGGCUGAGAACCUUAUGAUUCCCCGACCUUCUGCCCACCAUGAACACUGAUGAUCAUUAUUAUUCCCAAGCACAGAUUUACAAGGAGUCCUGUGCAUUUCAGAGAGCUCAUGGACAGGACUAUAACCCAAGCCCACCAGCAUGUCUCUACAUGGGAAGGCAGCAACCAGUCUCCUACUCCAACCCCCUGGUGGCUCUGGAUCCAGGAAGCCCCCCAGAUAUCUCACCUUAUGAGGUGCCACCAAUAUCUGAGGAACCUGUUGUACCUCAUCUUCAUCACCAUCACCACCACCAUCUCCCAGGUAUUCCUCACCCACAGCAGCAGGGAAUGGCAUUCCAAGAAGACCCUGAGAAUGGAAUGUUGGAUAGAACCCUCCUACCCUUCCCAUGGAUGAAAUCUACCAAGUCACACACAUGGAAAGGACAAUGGGCAGGUGGAUCAUACAUGAUGGAACAAGAAGAGAACAAGAGAACAAGAACCGCGUACACAAGGGCCCAGCUUCUGGAGUUGGAAAAAGAGUUCCUUUUCAAUAAAUAUAUAUCAAGACCUAGAAGGGUAGAGUUGGCAGUUAUGCUCAACCUGACCGAAAGACACAUAAAAAUCUGGUUCCAAAACCGUAGAAUGAAAUGGAAGAAAGAAGAAGAUAAAAAGAGAGGAAGAGGAAGUGACCCAGAGCAAGACUCUGUGGUAUCUUCUGGUGAUAUAAAGGAUGAACCUCAGUGUCAUGGAAAUACACCUUCCUCAAGAGACCUUGUGCUCUCCCCUCCUCUUCCAAUCUCAUCUUCAUCACAACCUAGUUCUACACCAUCUACUGGACCACUGAGGCAGGCAGAAAAACGAUAAUUUAUAUAUUAAAAAAAAUAAAAAAACAUGUUAGAUCACAUCUUGUGAAAACUGAAGUAUUAAAGAAAUAAUAAUUUCUUGGACACAAUAAACAGAAAGCAAUGGCUUCAAAAUAAGCCAUCUUCGUCAGUAAAUUACAUUUAAAUAAGAUCCAUGCCUUUAUAUAGUAGUUAUAAAAAUCUCCUUAAGACUCUGUAAAUGUCAAUUUUUAAAAAAGUAUUUGUAGUAUUAUACUGUCAUGUAUGUAUGUAACUAUGUAUAAAGUGGCUUUAAAUAGAGAAUACUGUCCGUAAGGUGUUUUAAAAAAUGAACUAGAAUUUGCCUGUCAGGGUCUUCAGAUGAUAGCCUUAUAAUGGAAAUUAAAACCACGUGAUAUAUAUUUUUGAUUAUAUUUUUAUUAAGUCCUUAUUUUUUCUCAGUUAGUGGUGAGUAUCAGAAAGUUUACCCAAGAUGUCCAUAUCCCAACAUGACAAACAAGACUAACUAUCAGU